GCUGGCCAGCAGCGCUGGUGGGAGCAGGAGAUCUCCGUCAACGGGAACAUCCAGAAGGGAGAGCUGAUCACCUACAACCUCACCGAGCUCAUCAAGCCAGAGGCCUACGAGGUCAGACUGACACCCAUCACCAGAUUUGGGGAGGGGGACUCCACGAUUCGGGUCAUCAAAUACAGCGCUCCAGUGAAUCCUCAUCUACGAGAGUUCCACUGUGGCUUCGAGGAUGGCAACAUUUGCCUCUUCACUCAAGACGACACAGACAACUUUGACUGGACGAAGCAGAGCACUGCCACGAGGGACACCAAGUACACCCCCAACACGGGGCCCAACGCCGACAGGACGGGCUCCAAGGAAGGUUUCUACAUGUACAUCGAGACGUCCCGGCCCAGGCUGGAGGGGGAGAAGGCCAGGCUGGUCAGUCCCGUGUUCAGCGUCGCUCCCAAAAACCCCUACGGAGCCACCAACACGGCCUACUGCUUCAGCUUCUACUAUCACAUGUAUGGACAGCACAUAGGAAGCCUGAACGUUUACCUGAGGCUGAAAGGUCAGACUGCGAUAGAGAACCCCUUGUGGUCCUCGAGUGGGAACAAAGGCCAGCACUGGAACCAAGCCCGUGUGAACAUCAACCCCCCCACCUCAUUCCAGCUCAUCUUUGAGGGGAUCCGUGGCCCUGGCAUCGAAGGGGACAUUGCUAUUGAUGACGUGUCCAUCGUGGAAGGAGAGUGCAUGAAGUCAGACCAGCCGGCCAACAAUUUACGAUCAGGUGCUGUUGGGACAUUAUCACAUAUACGACUCCUCCCACUUCUCAUCCUCAUGUCUGUCUUAAGUCAUCAGAGGUGACCUUAUCCUGGCAGAGGCUACAAAAGAUUCACCAGGCACUGGGCAUGAAGAAAGAGUCUUUGUAAAAUGGACAUUUAAAAACAAACUACCAAAGAUUCCUCCACUGACUGACUCGAAAGUUAAAUAAAUACGUAAAUAAAUAAUUAAAAAAAUAAACGAACGGACGAACAAAGGUAAUUAAGAAAGCACUGGGGACAUAAAAGGCAUCACGGGAGUGUAACUCACCACGAGCCACGUGUGAGGACGGGAUCUGGCCUGAGGAAGGAAGAGACCUUCAGGUGCUUUUGUGGUCAAUAAUGAAUUCAGCAUCGUCUGGUUGAACUCUGGGCAAAGAGCUAUAGAAACCCUUGUCAAAGCACAAAGUCAUGGCUGGUUUUGUUUCAAAUGAAUAGUUUGCUUGUUACCAUGGAAACCUAAUGGCCUGCCAAAAACAACGAAAA
Molecule: messenger RNA, 1280 nt
Organism: Empidonax traillii (willow flycatcher)
Lineage: Eukaryota; Metazoa; Chordata; Aves; Passeriformes; Tyrannidae
Product: MAM domain-containing glycosylphosphatidylinositol anchor protein 2-like
Exons: 7
Biological process (GO): nervous system development
Cellular component (GO): membrane
Source: RefSeq, a predicted model, not a curated record